Misgurnus anguillicaudatus (oriental weatherfish) is the source of this 1216-nucleotide messenger RNA. It is a transcript of the gene rbm24b, whose product is annotated as RNA binding motif protein 24b. Gene Ontology annotation, molecular function: mRNA 3'-UTR binding. Gene Ontology annotation, biological process: mRNA stabilization; regulation of alternative mRNA splicing, via spliceosome; positive regulation of myotube differentiation. Gene Ontology annotation, cellular component: cytosol; nucleus. NCBI's taxonomy places the organism in Eukaryota, Metazoa, Chordata, Actinopteri, Cypriniformes, Cobitidae. The record is from RefSeq and is a predicted model, not a curated record.
GGGAUCUGCGAGUCCACCGCGUGUCACUGAGAGUCCGCACAAGCGCGUGUAGAUGUUGUUGAGGUUAAACGCGUGUGUUUUACCUCAGUUUACACCUCUGUCACUGUCUCUGGUUUAUUUAAGCGUUUAAAGAGUAAAACUUUAGCACUGAUAAUGAUGCACAGCUCACAGAAAGACACGACUUACACGAAGAUCUUCGUGGGCGGUUUGCCGUAUCACACCACAGACUCGAGCCUGAGGAAAUACUUUGAGGUGUUUGGAGAAAUCGACGAAGCUGUGGUCAUCACAGACAGACAGACUGGGAAAUCCAGGGGUUAUGGGUUUGUGACGAUGUCUGACCGCGCAGGCGCAGAACGAGCCUGUAAAGACCCUAACCCUAUUAUAGAUGGGAGAAAAGCUAAUGUGAACCUGGCUUACCUGGGAGCCAAACCGCGGGUUAUUCAGCCAGGGUUUUCAUUUGGUGUCCCUCAAAUUCAUCCUACAUUUAUCCAACGGCCUUAUGGAGAUAGUGAAGAUGAUCAAUCAUCAUUACUGUAUCCGUCCCCUUUCCGCCAAGUCAUGAGGAUUCCUGCUCACUACGUGUACCCGCAGGCGUUUGUCCAGCCCAGUGUGGUGAUCCCUCACAUCCAGCCGUCGGCCACCGCGGCAGCAGCCUCUCCGUACCUGGAUUACACCGGCGCGGCGUACGCCCAGUACUCGGCCGCGACUGCCGCCGCAGCAGCUGCUGCAUAUGAGCAGUACCCGUACGCCGCCUCCCCGGCACCCACCGGUUACGUCGCUACGACCGGCUACGGUUACGUCCAACAACCUCUGGCUUCGCCCGCGCCUGGAGCCACCGCAGCCGCGUUCAGUCAGUACCAGCCGCAGCAGCUGCCGACGGACCGCAUGCAGUGAUGUUUGCCGUCUCUGGUCCUGAUGCUGAGAAGAGUCGGUCACCCGACCGUUUCUGACUGUCCACAUUUACUGUGUUAGCCAAAAAGUUACAGGAGAAGAAAGAACUUUUUUAUUCUUUUGUUAUUGUUAUGAUUAUUACUGCUAUUUUAUUUGAAGUAUUUAAUAUUUAUUGCUCAGUGUUAAAGUUAUAGCUCAAAUAUAGCAGUAUGUGUACUGCCAACUGACUGUCCAGCACUGUUUGAUACUUAGGUUGAGAAAUGUCACCACUGAUCUAUUAUACACAAGAAAAAUAUGAUACCCCUAAAAUAAUGACCUCUGAUAA